This is a messenger RNA of Nematolebias whitei (Rio pearlfish), 1303 nucleotides long. RefSeq names its product gap junction protein alpha 4 (gene gja4). NCBI's taxonomy places the organism in Eukaryota, Metazoa, Chordata, Actinopteri, Cyprinodontiformes, Rivulidae. Gene Ontology annotation, cellular component: connexin complex. The transcript has a single exon. Gene Ontology annotation, biological process: cell communication. Bases 1 to 1062 code for a protein of 353 amino acids. The record is from RefSeq and is a predicted model, not a curated record.
AUGUCCAGAGCUGACUGGUCCUUCCUGGAACACCUGCUGGAGGAGGGCCAAGAGUACUCGACAGCGAUCGGCCGCAUCUGGCUUACCAUCCUCUUCCUGUUUCGGAUGCUGGUCCUGGGAACCGCCGCUGAAUCGGCGUGGGAUGACGAACAAGCCGACUUUGUGUGCAACACAAAGCAACCGGGCUGCACCGCCGUGUGCUACGACAGAGCCUUCCCCAUAUCCCACUUCCGCUACUUCAUCCUCCAAGUCAUCUUCGUCUCCACGCCGACCAUCUUCUACUUCGGGUAUGUGGCCGUGCAGACUGGGAAGAACCACAGAGACGGAGAGGUUAAAGAUGAGGAGCAGGCGGGUAAAGGUUUAGUAAGGGAUCAUAACUGUGUGACUAAAGAUGACUCAGAGGAGAAAGAGAAAGAAAAGAGCGGUGGGAACACGGUGAGAUCUACCAAGACUCCUCAUGGGCCGUUGAAACUGAAAGGCAGACUGCUUGGAGCAUACGCAGCCAGCAUCCUGGUAAAAGUUCUACUAGAGGCUGGAUUUAUUGUUGGACUCUGGUUCCUUUACGGGAGCUUCUUCAUCGCAGCCAAGUUUGAGUGCACAGGGUUCCCGUGCCCUCACACCGUGGACUGCUUCGUCUCUCGUCCCACAGAGAAGACCAUCUUCACCGUCUACACCCAGGUGAUCGCAGCCGUCUCCCUGCUCCUCAACGUCGUCGAGCUCCUCCACCUCCUGACGCUCGCCGUUUCCCUCCGGAUAGAGAAGCGGCACAGAAACGACCUACUUCAGUCGAAGCCAGCGCGACGAGGCAAUCCAGAGCUGGACGUCAAUGUCCCCACGCAGGGCGGGGACAGAGUAUAUACCAACCCCUGCGAACGCUACGCCGACACGGCAGUGGAGGUAAAAUGGGAACCAGGAGCGGCGGUUGGAGCCGACCUGCUUCCAACUUACAUGAACUUUACUAGCGACGCUAGAAAAACACAUUCCAACAGGUGCCAAAAAACAAAACACGUACAAGCAGCUGGGAAAAAUCCCAGAAAGGGGCAACGAAAACAUUAUGUUUGAUGCUGUUUACGCAUACAAAGACUGCCCGUUGGUUUUUGCACAUGACACUUGCCUGACGGAGCACACUUGGAGCUCUGUAGGAGAGGAACAACCGCGCCACUGACGCCUCAGAGGCAACCAGACACGCAGAGGUUCACUCUCUAAAUGACUCUUUUCAAGACGUUUUGUGAAGCUUUGCCAAAAGGCACAGCGGGGGCAGAUUUAAGUCAUAAGACGCCUUCCUGCUCCAUUUGAAUAGAAA